AUGGAAGUGAAGAAAUGGAAAUCAAGAAGAGUUAUGAAAAUAUGCUGUGUGGUCGCCACAUUGCUUCUGUUAAUCUUUCUUCUUAUUUCUGUCAUCUUAUUCUUCACAGUGUUUAAACCAAAAAACCCUAAGGUAACGACACACCCCACGAGCCUAAAGAAUGUUGAAUUCCAGUUGCACCCUAACGUUAGCAUAAAUGCAACAAUAGUGUUGAAUGUGACAAUCAGCAAUCGCAAUCAUGGGAGCUUCAAGUUUCAAAACUCUAUCGCAUAUGUUGAUUAUAGAGGCACUCUAAUAGCUGAGAUUCCUAUUGAACAUGCCAAGAUUCCAGCUCAUGGUAACUUCACCAUUACGGCUUAUGCUAAUGUAACUACAGAAAAAAUGGUAACAGAUCCAAAUUUCUAUAAUGAUAUCGAUUCAGGUUAUUUUAACUUUACGUCCACAGCGAUUUUGUAUGGGGAAGUAAGUGUUUUUAAGAUCAUAAAAAAAGGAGCAAAGGUGACGAACGUUUGUAACAUUAUUGUUGCACUUUUGACAAGAAAAGUUGAGUCAAAAUGCCAUGCUAAAGUCAAAAUGUAA
Lactuca virosa is the source of this 579-nucleotide messenger RNA. Lineage: Eukaryota; Viridiplantae; Streptophyta; Magnoliopsida; Asterales; Asteraceae. The record is from the annotation of a GenBank genome assembly.